Molecule: messenger RNA, 2833 nt
Organism: Paralichthys olivaceus (Japanese flounder)
Lineage: Eukaryota; Metazoa; Chordata; Actinopteri; Pleuronectiformes; Paralichthyidae
Gene: gmppb
Product: GDP-mannose pyrophosphorylase B
Biological process (GO): GDP-mannose biosynthetic process
Cellular component (GO): cytoplasm
Molecular function (GO): GTP binding; mannose-1-phosphate guanylyltransferase (GTP) activity
Source: RefSeq, a predicted model, not a curated record
CUGAAAGUGUGCACCGGAUGUUGUGUAUGUGUCCCGCCCUGACGUCAGCUGGUGUUUAAACGAUCCUACGUGUCAUUCGUGGAGUUUCAGUGAUUCUCAAACCUCCUGGACUCGACCGAAGACCUGAUCCCGGCUGGUUCUCUCCUUGAUGAGCUGCAGUUACCCUGGUUAACAGUUGCUAACUUGCCAAAAGCAUGAAGGCCUUGAUCCUAGUGGGGGGGUACGGGACCCGGCUGCGACCGCUCACCCUGAGCGUCCCUAAACCGCUGGUUGACUUCUGCAACAAACCCAUCCUGAUGCACCAGGUGGAGGCGCUGGUCAAGGCCGGGGUGGACCAUGUGGUUCUGGCUGUGAGCUACAUGUCCGAGCUGCUGGAGAGAGAAAUGAGAAUCCAGGAGAAGAGACUCGGGAUUCAAAUCUCUUUGUCUCAUGAGACGGAGCCUCUGGGAACAGCGGGUCCGCUGGCGUUGGCACGGGAGCUGCUGGAUGUGGACAACGAGCCUUUCUUCGUCCUGAAUUCAGACGUCAUCUGUGAUUUUCCCUUCAAAGAUCUUCUUCAGUUCCACCGCAACCACGGCAAGGAGGGAACUAUCGUGGUGACUCGUGUGGAGGAGCCCUCUAAGUACGGUGUUGUGGUGUUUGAGGCAGAGACUGGGAGGAUCCAUCGCUUCGUCGAGAAACCACAGGUCUUUGUCUCAAACAAGAUCAAUGCGGGCAUAUACAUCUUCAGUCCCAGCAUGCUCAGCAGGAUCCAGCUGAGACCAACGUCCAUAGAGAAAGAGAUAUUUCCUGUCAUGGCAGAGGAGGGGCACCUGUACACCAUGGAGCUACAAGGUUUCUGGAUGGACAUCGGUCAGCCUAAAGACUUCCUGACAGGGAUGUGUAUGUACCUUCAGUCGCUACGACAACAUGCUCCUGAGAGGCUACGCACGGGGCCCGGUUUCCUCGGCAACGUUGUGGUGGACCCAACAGCUCAGAUCGGGGAGAACUGCACCAUCGGGCCGAACGUGACCAUCGGCGCUGGCGUGGUCGUGGAGGACGGCGUCAGGAUAAAGCGCUGCACGGUGAUGAAGGGGGCGCGGGUUCGAUCGCACUCCUGGCUGGAGAGCUGCAUCGUGGGGUGGAGCUCCUCGGUUGGUCAGUGGGUACGAAUGGAGAACGUGACGGUGCUGGGGGAGGAUGUGAUCGUGAAUGACGAGCUUUACCUGAAUGGGGCCAACGUCCUGCCUCACAAAUCCAUCAACGAGUCCGUCCCAGAGCCGCGGAUCAUUAUGUAGCUGCGGGUGGGGGAGGGGAAGAUUUUUUAAUGAACUUAACUGAACGCCCAAACUGUGCCAGAGAGAGAGAGAGGGGGAGGAACAGACGGGCAGAAGGAAGGAGGAGGAGAGAAAAAGGAACAAAUGAAGUUUUUUUUUUUCCUUUAAUUAAUUUGGACUCGUUUUUCGUUGCACUGCUCGACUGCACCUUCCAUCAGUCUGACACGAUGGCGUUAGCAGGAUCUGUCAAAACGCAGCCUGGCCCGUCAGGCUCAUUAAAGUUGUUUCACCGCUUCAGGUAAAACGCUCUGAGUCCUGAAAGUGGCAUCUGGUGAAUGUGUCAUGUGAGGCAGAGGGGCGAGGCUGGUGGAGGGACGAAUACUGAGGAUGUUUAGGGACAAGGGGGUUAGAGAGCGAGAUGAUCACUGCUGUUCAGAUUCACUAUGCAUUUACAUUUCCUGUACCGGAGACUGGAACCUUGGCUGACGACACUGAGAUGAAACAAAAUGCUGCGUUGGUUAUAGUUAACGCGAGACAGUCACUUUUAUUUGUACCUGCUGGAAUUCAAAGUAUACAAUCUAGAAUCACUUCAGAUCAUCUGAGGUAUUUUGUCCUGUGGACCAGCAGAGGGCGCUCACUAACAGUAAAUCAAUAAUGCUUUAAUCAACUUUUGGGAAACAGGACGGCUCGAAAACUUCAACAGAACAAACUGUAAACUCAACAUCUGAAGUUCUUGUGGUGAAUGAUGUGAAACAGAGAAACUUCAUCGUUGAACUUUGUUUCUGACUGGAGAAUGUAGUUCUGUUGAUUUUUAUACAACAGUACUUGUUUCUGUUCUUUCUUUUUAUCAUUUAAACUUUAAUUCAAUGCCAAAUAUCUGUGUUUUAGAGUCAGACAUUAAGAAUACAAAAGGGAUAUUUUACUAUUUUUUUUAAUCAGGUGUCUUUUAGCUUUCAUCUCCAGGUGAGGCUUCACUCUUUACUUUCAGAAGAAUCCUAUCGAUGAUUAGAGGCACUUCAAGGGUAAAAAAUCUCUCGAUUUUAGAAAAUGUCAUCUGUAUUAAUUUGAGGGAACAUGGAGCAAAGUUAUACGUUUCAUAAUUAACGUAAUACUCGAUCUUGAUAUGACCCUAAUACUCUGUCGGGCUCAUGAAUGAACCACGUCAGGAUGAUUCAUCCAGUCGUUGAUGAGAAUCUCAAGUUUACUACUGAGCUACGUGAAUAAACAUUAAACUUAGAGUGUGUUAGAAUCAGAUUUCACUCUAAUGAAGGUUUACAGAUUAACCUCGCCUCUUGUAAGAACCAGUCAUUUUUAAUGUUUAACAGAAAUCAUGUUGAGUAAAAUGAAUCAAGUGACAGUAGAAGGUUUCUGGAGCACAGACCUGGUUUAUCCUCCAUGUUGAACUGGCAGCAGAUGAAUUCAGCUGAACACGAUGCAGUGGUUCUAUGGUUGUUAUGCAGUUAGUGAUAAAACAAUAUUUAGAAUACUGAACAUGUGAAGACUUUGUGUCUGAAUGAAUGAAGUCAACUCUUGUAAUAAAGUCUUUUUUAUAAAGAGUAUAAUAUAAUCAACUGACA